Molecule: messenger RNA, 1836 nt
Organism: Oncorhynchus mykiss (rainbow trout)
Lineage: Eukaryota; Metazoa; Chordata; Actinopteri; Salmoniformes; Salmonidae
Source: RefSeq, a predicted model, not a curated record
UACAACCACAAUAAUAUUACACGACCCUCCGAUACUCCUGUUAAGCAUCCAUGUAACCAACUACCGAAAGAUUGUCACCAUGCCACUGACAAAUUAUGAAAAGCAAAGGAGAAGGAGUAUUAUGAGGAGGUCACUGGUCAUCUACUGAAGAUGGAUCCAAUGGAUAAAUAUGGGACAUAUGAAAGCAGUGGUCAACCAGAAGAGCUUUUUGUAUGUUAAACCAUAUUUUAUGCAUUCUUCAAAGAUCACUCACUACAUUGGAGUGAGGUUAAAGAGGAGGCUGAAGAAUGUCCGAUUUCAGCUGUCUCGUUAGGAGUUGAAACAUCCCAGGUUUGUCCAAAGGAGGACCCUGAUGAACAAGAUCCCUCAUUUGAAACAGUUUCAGACAUCUAUGGAGUUACAGAGCAAGAGCAUGGACAUAAAGGCAUGACAUAUCUCAAAGUAAAGGUGCCGCCUUCUCCAGUCGCAGUCAAAGAGGAGUCUGAAGAAUGCUCCCAUCUGCCAGUAGAUGAAGAGGAAGUUGCCUUAAUUACAGUGAAGAAAGAAGAGAAUGAAGACUGGUUGAAGUCAGAAGAUGAGGAUGUUGUAAAAGUGUCAGUGCCUUGGGAACCGUUGGAAACAUCAUCAUGCUCAGAUACAGAGGACAGUGAGAUGGAAAGUGAUAAUGUGAAAGACUGUGAAAACCAUGAGAGUGACAUUUCACGAGGUUCAAUGAUUGAAGAUUGUAGCAGGAUUGAUCCAGGGAUGACGCCAGAUACAGAUGUGAAAACUAAUGCUGUCGAUUUCAGUGAAUCUAAAGGGGGGUCCUCCUUCUACCCAUGCCCCCAUUGUACACUUGGUUUCACCAUAGAACGUUUUUUCCAUGGGCAUCUCAAGAGGGCCCACCCUGAAGAGUACAUCGCUCUGCUGAAGUCUGGGGAAAUAAUAGCAACAAAAAAAAAGUGUUCACAGCUGCCCCCAGCCACAUGCCCGCAAUGUGGCAAGAGCUUCUCCAAUAAAUAUGUUAUGGAAAAGCAUCAGAGGAGUCACACAGGAGAGAAGCCAUAUCACUGUGCAGACUGUGGGAAGAGCUACGUCUUUGCUGAUUCACUCAAAAAACAUACAAAAAGAUGUGGGAAAGGAUUCCGAAGACAAACCCAACUGACCAGCCAUGAAACGAUCCCCACAGGAGAGAGACCAUAUAAAUGCUCUCAGUGUGGAAAAGGAUACCGAACACCAGCCAGUCUAAAAGCACACCAGAAAACCCACCCAGGAGAAAAGCCUUAUCAGUGCUCUCAGUGUGACAAAUGUUUUGGCUUUUCCAGAGACCUUAAGAGACACAGAUGGACUCACACUAGUGAGAGACCAUAUACAUGCUUUGAGUGUGGCAAAGGAUUCGUCGAACAAACCCAACUGACUAGCCAUGAGCUUAUUCACACAGGAGAGAGACCGUAUAAAUGCUCUCAGUGUGCAAAAGGAUACCGAAGACCAGCCCAUCUAAAAAGACAUAAAAUGACCCACACCUAAUGAUUGCCUCCGGGGUAAGAAAUCAUUCUACUGGCUGGAAGAUUUGAUAACUUGGAACUUUGAUAUGCCUGUAGAGUAUAUUAACUCUGGAACUUUGAUAUUCCCGUAGUAUAUAUGUUAUGUAAAGUUCAACAAUAUAUAGAAAAAAUUGCUACAUCGAAAAUUAUAUAUAUUCAAUAUUUAUGUUUUCAAAUAUUUAUAAAUUAACAGGUUUGCUGUGUCUGUCAGCGUACUGUCCAGAACAUGGAGGCGCUACCAGGAGACAGGCCAGUACAUCAGGAGACGUGGAGUAGGCCGUAGGAGGGCAACAACCCAGCAGCAGGACCGCUA